This is a messenger RNA of Spirometra erinaceieuropaei, 2859 nucleotides long. NCBI's taxonomy places the organism in Eukaryota, Metazoa, Platyhelminthes, Cestoda, Diphyllobothriidea, Diphyllobothriidae. The record is from the annotation of a GenBank genome assembly.
AUGGAGACCGUACUUGAUUUCUUCAGAAAGUUGGGACUACGUCAAGUCCUAGUUACGAAGAAUGGGUGAGUCACCGUUUUUCGUACGCAUUAAAAUAAGGAACAAUUUGCUGCUUGCGGUUUCUAAGAGGUUGUACAAUCUUCUCUGACACGAACCAAUUCCCCUUUAUCCCCAUUAGGCGCCUCUUGUCUCCUAAAGUAUAAUUGAGUAAUGGCAACCGAUACCUCAUUGGAGUUUCUUCAAUACUCGAGUAAAUUGUGCAUGUCUUUCCUUAAUUAGAUGUUCGCUUUCGGUGAACCUAUGUUGGUAUAUAUAGUUUCGUGAGCUUUGAAUCGCUAGUUCUUUUUCGUCAAAGGCUUAAAAGUUGAUUCUGAGAAACUUCUGUCCUUAUUAAGAGAAGCAGACCUUCCAUCGCUUCUUACCCUGGUAAAUGUUACAAACGGAGACCAUUGAUGUCCCGACCACAUGGUGCUGUCUCGGCCUAGGUUUUAAGCCGGGGCCAGUGGGUCAUUGAGCGUUUGAGUCCAGCGCUCUAGUCACCUAUUUCGUUAACUCUUCGUGCUUGUUUUGUGUAGAAAGGCGCUUUUCUUGACUUUUCAUUAAAAUUCUAAGUCCUCUUCUGAAGGAGCAGGAAACAUACAGUAAAGGGAGAAGUCAAACAAACGUGCCUCAUUUCAUAAAUGUAUGCGCGUGUUGUGUGUGUGUUUGCACCUGUCCUUAUUCAUGUCUUAGUGGUACGUCAUCAUACCGAUAAUGCUGUACAUAUCUCAGUCUUCUCGAUUUUCUUUUAUAUCAAUAGACUGCAGCCAUUCCUGCGUAAAUGCUUUAGAAUGUGAUCGCACUAUCUGAAUUUUCUGUGCAUUCCUCUCCGUCUUGAAUUGUAGGCGUCUUUUGGGAAUAAUAACUAAAAAGGACGUGCUCCGUCAUUUGCAGAGCCAAAAGCGCUGGUAGCUUCGCCUGUUUCAUGUGGCGCCGAUAUCUUCUGCGAAGAGGGGCUGUUUUUUCUUGCUGUUGUUUCAACUUGUUAAUAACCUACCUGGCAUUCUCCCGACUUUGAUUUCUUGCUCAUGACGGCGUAACUUCCGCUAAACCUCGAUUUCUCCCCGGCAAAAGCAUUAUAAACUCUCGUCCUCACCGCACUGGUCUGCUUUUCUGCUAAUACCGGUACAGAUUUUUACCGUCUCUUUUCAUCACAAUCUUGGCUUACUUGCCCUCAUCCAUCUGCGUUCCUUACACCUGACUUACUUUGAGCCUGACCCGCACCGUUUUCCAGCUGUCCACUUACUAUUAUUUAAUAUGCAGAUUUUGAUUUGUUACUAUUUUACCCCGAGAUGCGGUUUGUUCCAUUUUUGCAAACACAUGAUUUUGCACCACAAUUAAAGCCUACCCUUCAAUUGCCCUUGUGUCUGUUUUUUUUGAUUUCAAUGUCCUCCUUGUCUCGUGUCGUCUGCGAUUAUCCGCAGGUUGGCUGGGGUUUUCUUGUGUUCUUUACCUCCUGUGCUGAGCUUGAACAAUCUAACACUCAUCAGUACUCAACGUACUGCCAACCCCCCCAGCUAGCAUGUUCCGUCCUACAACCAGGUUCUUCGAUGAACACGGUCUGCAUGUAGCCUCGGGAACUGCUAGGUUUGUCUGCAUGUUCGCGCUGAUUCGUUCUUGUCCCAGUGUCACGCCAAAAGUUGGAACUUUCUAGAGGUAUGGCUACGUAGGUCUGGGCAAAUUCAAGGCGACAGAUGCAGUACGUUCAUCCGCAGCGAUUGCCUCCACCGAAAUGGUUAGUGUCCUUCUGGACAUAGUCGGAGUGGCGCUAAUUUUUCAUUUGAGAGGAUUUGCAUAUAAUGUGUGACUGGGAUAACACAGUCCGCUCAGCAGACUGAACCAGUUGUCCGCGGUGAUGGGCAAGUGUCUGCACGCACAGUCUCUAUGUCUUCUGAGUGCUAAACAUGCCAUACCACACAGUGUCUCCAUUUUGCUUUCAAGAAAACGAAAUAGCUCCUUACAAUUCAUGAUUCCAAAGAACUAGGAGUCUCCAAAUAGAUACGCCGGGUGCUCAUGUCAAGUACUUUGAGACCACAGACAUAGCAGCGCAAUUAUGCAAAGCAAGCCAAUAUGCGUCGCAUUAGGAGCAAUCCUCUGGGUCUCUGGCGUCCCAGCCGGGUGCAUUUACCUCUUCAUGUCGGUCCCAGUUUGUUCCGAUGCUCAGUCGAGAAGUGUAAUCAUUUGCUAUACUUAAACAAAUAAAGCUAUAAACCCCAAACACGAGUUGAUGCAGUACCUUCGACGUUGUAGGCGCAUGCAGCAUGGUAGGACAUCAUCACUUCUCAGAAGUCCGCAAAGGAAGACUGGGGGACAGUGAUAGGGUGUAGGACCCACAACUAACUUGAGCUAGCCUGUGGACCGUGUCACACUUUCAAUGGUGUUUGAGGGAUUUUACAGGGUGUGGCAACACAGGAAGGAGAGCCAGAAGACAGAAAAUAUAUAGAUGUCUGCAUAAAGUCUCGCCGUACGUUGUCAUUUGGCAAAGAAAAUGAACGCGAUAAUUGAAAAGCAAAAAGCAACUUUCGAAAAAUAACGGACUCUGAAGAAAGUGCCGUUGGUCAUUUUGCAUUUAGUCAGGAAGAGGAGGAAAUUUCAAACAAUGGAAAUGGCGGAUAGUAAGCGGUGUUUACAGUCACACUGAGUUUUAAGAUAUAUGUUUGUAGUGGCCCUCUACUUGUGGGUCCUGCACCCUAUUUUCACCAUACUAGGGUCUAUGAGGGCAUUGUUACCGUGGGCGCCGCAGAGGUUUUCCCCACGGAUUCCGUCAGCAACUGCCAAGUCCUUACUGAGUACGAGGGACAUGACCUCGGGAUUGACUGA